GAUCCGGGUGAUCUCGUCGCUCCCGCCGUCUGACCGGUGCUGCCUGCCGUCUCUGUCGGUCGCUCCUUCACCGACCUUCCCGCCACCUCUCCGACGCCGAUCCGCCGUCCUUCCGACCGCCCGCGCCCACGGUCGGUAAUCGUCCACUGUCCGCGAGCGUCUCGCGCGCGUACGCCGCGCUUCUCGGCGUUGUCGAUCGAUGGUCGCGUCGUCGGCUGCUCCGACCGCGUGGCUCGUCGCUCUGGCGCUGCUGCCGCGCCCGUGCUGGUCUCGUCGUGUUGUCGUACCGCCACGGAACGCUCCGUUGCUCGCGUUCGUGUCGUCUGGUCUACCGUCCCGGUGAAUCCGCCCACGACCACGUUGCUUCCGUUCUCGUUCCGUUCCACGCGCCUUUCGUCGUCGGGAUACCGCGCGCCGCCGUUUCCACGCUGCGCCAUGACUUCCCCGCCGCGGACCGAUCGUCCCGAUCCUGCGGCCAGGUUCCGCUCUCUCGCCGAGAGGUUGGCCGCUUUGUCCACGGACGACCACGACCCCGACGUUCCGUCGUUCGUCCACGCUUGCCUCUGCGAUCUCGACCGUCUGGAUUACCCCGGCUUCUUCGCGGUUGCCGAUCACCACGAACGACUGUCCCUCUUGGUCGAACGACUCUGCGCCGUUGUCCAGCCCGCUGCCGAGGUCCUUCUGCUCCGCGCUUUUUGCCGCUUCCUCGCUCGACUGCUGCGAGAUCGUCGCCCGAGACUCCCGGACCGUACGCUCGCGUGCUGUCACCGAUGGAUCCUCGGGAUGCUCCGAACCGCUCCGCCUGUCGCGCGCACCCGUGCGCUCCUUCUCGUCGCUUUCAAGAGUCUCUCCGCCCACGCACGGAUCGUCGACGCUGAUCGCUGUCUUCGGUUGCUGUUGGAGGAUCCCGGUUUCCUCGGGUCGUCUUCGGAGCCGUGCGAACGGCCACCGGGUUCGUCCGAACUUCGGUAUCGUGCCGUCGAUUGUGUCCGAGCGAUUUUGUUCCACGGUUGCGGCACCGGUCUUUCUCCGGCCCCGGAUCUUCUGCGUAACGUUAAACACGUCGUACUAGACGUCGUCUCGUCCUGCUGCUGCUGCUGCUGCUGCUGCUGCUGCUACUGCUGCUCCUCCUCAUCCUCCUCCUCCUCGGACCGAGAGCACCGAGAGGACCGACUUUACAGAACCAGAACCCUGCGUUCCUGCCUGUCAGUUUUGACGAUUCUCACGGCUCGUAGACUGCUGCCGUGUUCCGUCGAUUACGUCGGUGAGAUCCUGGGAGUGGUGCGCACGUUUCUCUUUUACGGCGUCCGAGACCGGUGUCCGAUCGCGAAGCCUGCGCCGCUUCGUCCGGCGGUGAUGAAUCUCCCGGAACCGGUGCGUCCGCUUCCCAGGUGCAAGAAUUUCAAGGACCGUAAGGCCAGAUCGAGCAGGCAGCCUGCGAGGAACGUCGCCGCGAGCGGCGAGACCGACGCUGCUCCGACGUCCGAAGGUCGCGUCGUCGUCCUCGAUGCUGAUUCGUGCUCCGAUUCCUCCGAUACCUCCGACGCCGAGUUCGCCGACGAUUCUCUUCUUCUUCGGAUCGAUUCUACGGUCAGGCUGGAGACCGUCUGCUUGUUCCGAGCGCUCGUCGAGCGUUCGCCGAGCCGCGACCUCUUCGGAUUUUGGCCGCAGAUCGUUGCCACUGGCUCGCCGAGAGACCACGCCCGCGUACUCGCCAGGAGUGUCUUGACCGAACCCGUCUCCGGGAUCAAGCGACGCGCCUUGACCGUCCUCGGGGAGCUGCUCACCGCCGCCAGACCCUUCUUGAUGCACGCCGAGGACGUCGAUCGUCGUCCCUCCGCGUCUUUCGUCGCGUUCUUCGGUACCGUUUCUCUCAUGAUCAAGGAACUCCACUUCACGCUCUCCUUGGUCCUCAGCUGUGAGACGAACGUGGCGGUGUUGACCCACGGUUUGAAGGCUGCCGCCGCUUUGAUUCGCGCCACGCCGUAUGCGCGUUUGAGCCCGGGACUCGCUCGGAGACUCCUCAGAAAUUGUAGACCGUACGUCUUUCACAGAGAUCCCACGGUACGCGUCGCUGCGUUGUCGGCGUUCGAGGCGAUCGCCUCCUGCGAUCCCGUCACUCCGGAGAUCUUUCGGAUACUCGCCAACGAUUCCGUCGCCGAUCUGCCGCCCGAUAGCCAGUUUCUGCCCGGUCUGUCGAAUCCGAUCGGCGAUCGCGAUGCUACGACGACGACGACCACCAACACCACGGACGAGAGAGAACGGGAGGUGGAUGCGGAAGACGUCCGCGACGACGACGACGACGACGACGACGACGACGACGACGACGACGACGACGACUACCACCGCUUGGAGGAACCGGUCGGGAACGAGUACGACGAGACGUCGUCCCGGGGGACGAACUUGUCUUUCUUGGUUCGUCGUUGUUUGGACAAUGUGUCCGACGAGACGAUGAAUACACCUGUGCGCCUGCAGUCUUUGAGACUGAUCGGCAGACUGGCGUUCGGUGGUGCUGGAAGUUUGAUACUUUCGCGCUUGCCACUGAUCUUACCCGUUUUGAUCCGAGUCAUCGACGACGACGCGGACGACGAGGACCGUCACUGUCACCGUGACGACUCGGAGACGCCGGUAGCGUUGCAUGUUUGCCGAACGCUCGAGAUCCUGGCCGGCUGUUUCUCGACCACCGUCGACGAGAACGACCGCUGCUCGUCGGAUCGUUCGACGGCGGAGAAUGACGAUCGUGCUUUCGUGUUCUGGAACGCUGUGCUUGAUCCUGUCGCCCGGCUCGCGCGACACCCGCGGACCGUCGUCAGAGAAGCUGCGUGCGAUUGCCUGGGCAGCGUCCAUUCUACCGUGUUCGCUCGACUUCCGAGACAAAAAGCAGUUUUGAUUAUUACAGUACUGUUUGGCGCGGUACGCGAUACGGAGAGUGCUGUGAGAGCUGCUGGAUUACGGUCGCUGGGUAUGUUGGUCGCUCUGCCCGCGUUGCGGGAAGAGACUGGUUUUCUCAUGGACCUGGCCGACGUUGUAUGUUCGACCGCGGCCGACGACGCGAAUCUCGGGGUUCGCGUUAAAGCGGCUUGGGCGUUGGCCAAUCUGUGCGAUCGUCUCCGUGGUCUCGUCGAACGAAACUGUCGGAGCAGGGAUCGCGAAGGAACGGAGCCGACGAUUCCCUUGGGCACGUUGCUGCCGAGAAUGUAUCGAGUCUGUGUCCAAGGAUCCAAGGACAACGACAAGGUCAAGUGCAACGCCGUCAGAGCGCUGGGAAGUGUUCUGUGCCUGUCUGUUGUCUCUGACGCGGAACCACGCGUGUUGAAGGACGCGUCCUCGGGAUUCGAGGCUCUCGUCGAUUCCGCUACCGUCGGAAACGACAUGAAGGUCCGUUGGAACGCUUGUCGAGCUCUGGGCCUGAUUCUGAGCGACCGUCCGGACGACGUGUUGCCCUCCUCCUGGCGAGUACGUAGCGAUCCUGAGAAGCACGCGCGCGCUCGUUUUGUCUUCUCUCUCCGUCGGGCACGAGUGUGUUUGAUACGAGAUUCGCUUUCGCAGGAUCGAGCGCUUCCUGCGUUGUGCGACCUGAUUUGCGACAGUCCGAACUUCAAAGUGCGUACCAACGCGGCAUGGGCACUGUACUCGUGCCAUUCGUAUGGGAGAUACCCGAUUCAUCGUUUGUGGAAGAGUCUCGUUUUGGCGUUCGAGAAUACUCGCCACGUACCGAGUUACGUCGAGUAUCCCCAUCGCGACGCGCUCCUUCGACAGCUGUGCGUUACGCUCGGUCACGUGGCUGGCUGUACGGAGGUGUCGGACUUGCGAAACGUUUGGGCGGAGAUCGGUGACCACGUGGACGAUGUCUCCGGCUACGUCAGACAGUUCCAAGAGACUGUGGUGCCUGAGAAGAUGGGAGAUGUGAUCGGAGCGAGAGCUCGGUUGGAGAGCUGUGCGAGAGACGCCCCGUCGGUGGAAGAACGAAGAAUUGCGCGAUCUUUGAGUAGGAUUUUUGAAAGGAACGAACGACACGACGAUUUAGACAGUACCGUGGUUUAACGAUGUACAAUUUUAUAAAAUGAAAAUACAUUUGUUGUGUCUCGAUCA
Molecule: messenger RNA, 4092 nt
Organism: Ceratina calcarata
Lineage: Eukaryota; Metazoa; Arthropoda; Insecta; Hymenoptera; Apidae
Product: HEAT repeat-containing protein 6
Exons: 11
Coding region: 436-4044 (1202 amino acids)
Molecular function (GO): protein binding
Source: RefSeq, a predicted model, not a curated record